Molecule: messenger RNA, 1759 nt
Organism: Medioppia subpectinata
Lineage: Eukaryota; Metazoa; Arthropoda; Arachnida; Sarcoptiformes; Oppiidae
Source: the annotation of a GenBank genome assembly
AUUUAAUAAAGCAUUUAUUAUAAGUACAUCAAUAAGUUAUUUGACAAAGAGUUAUUUGAGUUCCUAUUGCUAAGAGUGUGUGAAACAAAACUUCCCUAUUACAAUGAAUACGUGUGUAUUGUUUGCAGUGUUGGCCGUAUGGCUGGCCAUUGGCCGGACAGCACCGGUAGAUCAGGCACCAGGGGCUCAGGAUCAGGGAAACUCCACUGUACCUGUCAACUCUACAGACACCACGUUCAAACCUGAUAACACUACUACUACUACUAAACCGGAUCAGCUAAACAACUCAACAGAUACAGGAAAAGAUGACAAAACUGCCACAACCACCGUUGGUAACUCUACUAAUACCACUGGUAACUCUACUACUGAGCCACCGCGACCGACCAGUGCCGACAAUAGCACGUCCACUACUGCCAACUCCGGGUCAUCGAUGCCGAGCAGUUUGGCGCCAAUAGUGGCCAACAACGAGACGUCGAGCACAACCGAGACCUCAACUGAGUGCGGGGGCUAUACGGCUAGUACUGAGGGUAUGGUGCAAACGGUGCACCGACACGGAGACAGGAGUCCAUGUAUUUCAUACCCUACCGACCCGUUCAACAACGAGGACCAGUACUGGCCCGACGGCUACAGUCACCUCACGAUCGUUAGUAUUGCCUGUGAUUUGCAAUUUCAGAAAGGGAAACAACGGAUGUACUCAUUGGGCAAAUACCUGCGCAAACGGUACGACCACUUCUUGGGCACCAGUCCUCGGGAGGCGUGGGUCCGGAGCUCAGCCCGCGAACGGUGUCUGGAGAGCUCGGCUAUGUUGUUGGCCGGCCUCUACCCGCCCACUGACCGUUGGGUCUGGAACGGCCAGUUGGGCCAUAUCUGGCAACCGGUGCCCAUCAAAACCGUCGAGUUUGAAAAUGACGGCAUGUUAAACCCGGACUCCAACUGUCCGAUGGCAGUCCGAGUGAUGGCACUGAUAGAUCGGUCGCCGGCUGUGCAACAGUUUUACCGCAAAUAUAAGCCGUUGUUGGCGUUCAUUGAGCAGAAGAGCGGUAUGAAGAUUGGCCACUACUGGGACGGCAGAGAUCUGUUUGACACGCUGUACGUCCAGCGCCAGAAUCAGUACUCUUUGCCCGAUUGGGUCAACCAAACCGUAUGGAAAUGUUUGCAACAAUUUAACGUAAAGUCAUUUGUGUUCGACUCGUCCAACGCUGCCAUACGAAGACUCAGAGCUGGUGUCAUAUUGAAAGACAUGUGCGAUCGGAUGCGGGACUCAAUUGAUGGCCAGAAAUCUAAACACAAAGUUUUUCUCUACUCUACGCACGACACACAACUAUCUGUGUUGCUGUCGGCGCUCAACAUCUACAACGGCAUACCUCCGCCGUACGGAUCGACUAUUAUGUUCGAAUUAUACGAAACCAAUUGCGGUGACGAUCGCAAGACAAGUGACGGUAAACAACAAUUGUCUCAACAAUCGCAACAACCAAUUGGUCACAGACUGGAAGUGCAUUACUUGAAUGUCACCGAAUCGGAGAAGUCAUACCUCCUGGCCGUCAAUGGCUGCGCGUUUGGCGCCCGAAACGAGACAAUGGUUUGCGAUGUGAAACACUUCUUGGAUUCGCUGAAGACAUUGAUUGUCGACAAUUGGGACGACGAGUGCAAAGACACGUAUUGGAGGCGACUCUUCCGGAACAUUGAAUUAUAGACUCAUUUUAUAUAAAAUUUGGUUUUUUGUGAAACAAUUUAAUAAUUUUUUGUUUGUUAAUUGGUU